Messenger RNA from Klebsormidium nitens, 2901 nucleotides. The record is from the annotation of a GenBank genome assembly. Lineage: Eukaryota; Viridiplantae; Streptophyta; Klebsormidiophyceae; Klebsormidiales; Klebsormidiaceae.
CAGUGCCUUGCAAAGCAAGCAGCUGCAAGACUUGCAAGCGCUCACCCACUCUUUGAACACGGCCUCUUGUGCGCAAAGUUAGGUACCUCAAGUGAGCUUCUCUUGCGCACUUUCUAGCAAUUGGCAGGUGCAGCGUACAUACAGAAGUGCGCCAUCUGUGAUAGAUACAAGCUUCCUUACGGACCUCUGAAGAAGCGCAAAACAACAUUAUCAUUUUACGCAGGUGCUGUCUGGGUAUCCAGUCAAGUGCAAAGAGAUUUGAAGACAAGGGGAAGGCAGGAUGUCGGGCUGGGACGAAGGCAAUGUCUUCUUUACAGAGGCCUUUGGCAAUGAAGAGGCCGAGCAACGGGACAGCCGGGCGACCACAAUGAAGAAACUCAGGGAGUUCAUCAAGAACUUUGCCCGCCCGGGCGAUAGUGGCUCGAAUUUCACUUAUCCUUACCGGGAGAGCUUGCAGAAAUCGAGGAAGACGCUGACGGUCGACAUUGAGGACAUCUCCGCGCAUGACCCACAGCUGGCGCGAGCAUUCCGGGAAGCGCCAGGAGAGCACCUGCCCCUGCUCGAAGCGGCUGCGGCGGAGGUAUUGCAGACUCUCAAGACGAAGCCGGCGGGCGAGGAAGGGGACGCGGACCAGCCGAACCGGCGGGAGGUGCAAGUGCUGAUCACCAGCCAGGAGAACCCCAUCUCUCCACGCCAGCUGACGGCGGACCACAUCUCGCGGCUGGUUAAGGUCCCUGGCAUCAUCAUUGCGUCAUCCAAGGUGAAGGCCAAGGCGACGCAGCUGGCGCUCAUCUGCAAGAACUGCAAGACGCCCAAGACGGUACAGAUCAAGGCGGGCUUCAAUGGGGCUUCGAUCCCGCGCACGUGCGACCACCAGGCUCAGGUGGGCGAGGAGGCGUGCCCGUUGGACCCGUUCGUGGUGGUCCCCGACCGCAGCCGGUACGUGGACCAGCAGACGCUCAAGCUGCAGGAGAAGCCCGAGGACGUGCCGGUCGGGGAGAUGCCCCGGGCGCUUCUGCUCAGCGUGGACAGGCACCUGGUGCACCUGGCCACGCCCGGGAAGCGCGUCUCGGUGGUCGGGAUCUUUGAUAUCUUCGGGGUGAACAAGGAGGGCAAGAACAAGAACGCUGUGGCUAUCAGGCAACCGUAUCUGCGCGUUGUCGGGCUGACGAUCGAGGACGCCGCGAGCGGCAGUGAGGUCACUUUCACUGGAGAUGAUGAGGCCCAGUUCAAGGAGUUCGCAGCAAAGACCAAAGUGUACGAGGAGACGGCCAAAUACCUCGUGGCGCCCUCCAUCUUCGGUCACGAGGACAUCAAGAAGGCCGUGCUCUGCCUGCUCUUCGGUGGAGCGCCCAAACACCUGCCCGACCGGACCCGCCUGAGAGGUGACAUCAACGUACUGCUGCUGGGGGAUCCCUCCACCGCAAAGUCGCAGUUUCUCAAGUUCGUGGAGAAGACGGCCCCCAUCUGCGUGUACACGUCCGGCAAGGGCUCCUCCGCGGCGGGGCUGACGGCGUCCGUGAUCAAGGACAGCUCCGGCGAGUUCUACCUGGAGGGGGGGGCCAUGGUGCUGGCGGACGGGGGGGUGGUCUGCAUCGACGAGUUCGACAAGAUGCGGCCCGAGGACAGGGUGGCCAUUCACGAGGCCAUGGAGCAGCAGACCAUCUCCAUUGCCAAGGCGGGGAUCACGACGGUGCUCAACUCGCGGACCGCGGUCCUGGCCGCCGCAAAUCCGCCGUCUGGACGGUACGACGACCUUAAGACUGCGCAAGAAAAUAUCGAGCUGCAGACGACCAUUCUGUCGCGAUUCGACCUCAUCUUCAUCGUCAAGGACGAGCGGAACCACGAGAAAGACAUGAAAAUUGCGGAGCACGUCCUGAGGAUCCAUUCGACGGCGGAGGCUGCCAAAGAAGAUGACGAGACGAAGCGACAGCAAAGCUUCCUCAAACGGUACGUGCAGUACUGCCGGUCCCGCUGCUCCCCCCGGUUGUCGCAGGCCGCGGCCCAGCACCUCCAAAACAGCUACGUUGACAUCCGACAAAAAAUGCGCGAGCGGACGCAGGAGACGGGCGAGGCGAUGGCGGUGCCCAUCACGGUGCGGCAGCUGGAGGCCGUCAUCCGAAUCAGCGAGGCGCUCGCCAAGAUGGAGCUGUCUCCCGUGGCUACGGAGCGCCACGUAGAGGAGGCGAUCCGGCUGUUCAAGGUGUCCACCAUCGAGGCGGCGUCGAGCGGCGUCACGGACAACAUCCACGUGCGUCCCGAGAUGCGCGCCGAGCUGCAGCAGGUGGAAGGCCAGAUCAAGCGGAAAGUUGCCAUCAACAGCAAAAUGAGCGAACGGCAGCUGAUCGACGCGUUGGUCAAUGUGGGCUGUAACCCGACGUCCGUGCGGCGGGCGAUUCUGGUCAUGGUGCAGCGCGGAGAGAUGGAGUACCGGCAGGAGCGCAAGAUGGUGUACAGAAAGGCGUAAAGGUCGACAAUAUAAAAGGAAAAAGUCAAGGAAGGGCGUAGAAGGGUGUAGAGUAGCCUGGCGACGUUGGAUGAAGGACGGGAGUCGGACGUGCAAGGGCGCCGGUGAACACAAAGAUAGUGCAAAAGUAGUGAUUUCAAAUUCUGCUUUAUGAUACAGUCUGUGCGCUUAAACGCACGGUUGAUUAUCCGGCCACGCUAGGCAAGGGACCAAAGAAUCCGUUCCCAGCUGUCAGAACGCUCACAUACGAGGCACAUCCCGCUGAGGCGGGUAUACAAGCUGGCGUGCAUGUGCGCGUCAGCCAUGCCUCCACGAAAGAUCGCACAGUAAUUGGUUGUGGGCUCAAAACCGCCUGAUCCCUAAGUGACUUACGAAGCUUCUGCAGCUACACCGCGCAAAGCAGAGGAAACCUCUCAAAUCCCGCACGUCCGGAC